GUGAUUUCGGACUGUACAUUUACAUUGUGCGCUGGGAGGUUCGUGCGCUGGUGUAAUUAUUUACGUUAAUGUACAGCAGCUGAUGUAACUACAGGUUACUAGGCUUAUCCACGAUGCCGUCAAAUGACACUGAUAAAAGGUUUGAGUCGGUUUUAAGAGACCAUCGAUUUCGUUCAAUCAAACAGAAGCAAAAGAAAGUUCAAAUUGAUGGAAGGUUCCAAUCCAUGUUCACGGACAAAAGAUUUAAAUUACAAUACGAAACUGACAAAAGGGGUAAGCCAAUCCACCAAGCCUCGUCUGAGAAUUUAAAGAAAUAUUAUCGACUUUCAUAUGAAGAGAAAAAGAGAUUGAAAGCAGAAAGAGCACGAAAGCUGAACUGUUUAAACUCAUCACAGAGUGAAACCACAGAAACUACCAAGGUUGACGAAACAGAAAAUGAAAGUAAGGAAGAAAAAGCAGAGGAUAGUUUUAGCAGCGAGUAUGAGUCGUCAGAUGAAGACGAAGAAGAUCCUGAUCUUGCUCGUGGAGAGGGAGGAGUGGAGACGAGCUCUGACGAGGAAGAAGAUGAGUUUUAUGAAGAUCAAACCAACAUCCAGGAUCAGCAUUGGGGAGAAAUGGAUGCGGAUGCAGAUAGGAGCACAGAUAUCAGCUCAAGACUUGCUCUCUGCAAUAUGGACUGGGAUCGAAUCAGGGCAACAGACCUCUUUGUAUUGUUUGAUUCAUUUAAACCGGUAAACGGAAAAAUCAAGUCGGUUUCAAUUUACCCGUCCGAGUAUGGCCUUCAAAGAUUAGCGGAAGAGGUUCAAAGAGGACCUGCCGAACUACGAAAAGAUGACUCUGAUGAAGACACUGAAGACAAAGAUGUGAAGAUUUUAAACAAUAAAGAGGGAAGCAAGUUCCAGGCUGAAAAACUGAGACAGUAUCAAAUUAAUCGGCUUAAGUAUUAUUAUGCUGUGAUUGAAUGCGACAGUAAAGAAACAGCAGAUGCUCUUUAUCAGGAUUGCGAUGGUCUUGAAUAUGAAACAAGUUCAACCAAGUUAGAUCUUCGGUUUAUACCAGAUGAAACAACUUUUGAUGAACACCCACCUAAAGACAUGGCAAACUCACUUCCAGACAAGGAGCUCUUUAAACCAUCUGAGUUUAUUACCAAAGCACUCAACCAAGCGAAGGUUGAUUUAACAUGGGAUGAAACUGACCACAGAAGACUUGCAGUCACCAUGAGAAGAUUUAACGAAGAUGAAAUUGCGGACAUGGAUGUGAAGGACUUUCUAGCAUCAUCUAGUGGUUCAGAUGAAGAGGAAAAUGAAACAAAACCAAAACAUUUUGGUAUAUCAUCAAGAACAACAGAUGAGGAUCAGAUAAUGAGAUACCGGAGUUUGCUCCUUGAUAACGAUGAUGCGGAUGACAAGAAAGAUGACGUUGAUAUGGAAGUUACUUGGGAACCAGAUUUACUUUCGAAACCAGAUGUGGAAGAAGAAGGUAGUGAAAAUGAAGAGAAAGAGAAUGAAGAUAAAGAGUCUGAGGAGGACUCUGUUGAUGCGGAAGAGCCAUCUUUGAAGAGUAAAAAGAAGAAGUUUGGUAAAAAGCGUGAUCAGGAAGAGACAGAAGAUGAUCGGAAGAGGAAAGCAGAGCUUGAGAUGUUGAUGUUGGAUGAAGAGGACUUAAAGAAACAUUUUAACAUGGAUGAGAUUGAGAAACAGGAGCAGAGGUCGAAAAAAUCCAAGAAGAGGCAUCAGAAUGAUGACCAAAAAGAAGAUAACUUUAAAAUCGAUGUAGAUGACAGAAGGUUUUCAGCACUGUAUACAACACCUGCAUUCGCUCUUGACCCAAAUAAUCCUUCAUUUCGUAAAACAAAAGCCAUGAAAGAAUUACUCAAUGAGCGCCAGACCAGAGUCCAAAAGAAAAAUGAAGAGGAGCAUUUCACAUCUAAGGAGAUUCCUACAUCUGAAGAGACUGUGUUAAAAUCUACAGACUCUUCUAUUCCUAGUCUAGUUAAUGCGAUAAAAGCGAAAACCAAGAGUCGGUUUGCAAAGAAGAAAACAAUAGGUUUAUUAAAUAAGAAGAAAAACUGAUGUUGAUUUAAUAGCAAAUUUUAAUUUAACAUCUACAAAGAAAAUGUGUAUUAUUGAAAGUAAAAUUUGUCAUUGGAUCAGCUAGCUGACACGGUGCAUUUAUUUUUUAUACUACUUUUAACAUGCUUUAACAGUUGCACCAAUGAAGCAGGUGUAACUCCUUGAA
This is a messenger RNA of Ciona intestinalis (vase tunicate), 2238 nucleotides long. NCBI's taxonomy places the organism in Eukaryota, Metazoa, Chordata, Ascidiacea, Phlebobranchia, Cionidae. The record is from RefSeq and is a predicted model, not a curated record.